This is a messenger RNA of Onychostoma macrolepis, 4390 nucleotides long. RefSeq names its product CREB-binding protein-like. The transcript is spliced from 21 exons. Gene Ontology annotation, cellular component: transcription regulator complex; histone acetyltransferase complex; nucleus. Gene Ontology annotation, molecular function: transcription coactivator activity; histone acetyltransferase activity; chromatin DNA binding. The record is from RefSeq and is a predicted model, not a curated record. NCBI's taxonomy places the organism in Eukaryota, Metazoa, Chordata, Actinopteri, Cypriniformes, Cyprinidae. Gene Ontology annotation, biological process: positive regulation of transcription by RNA polymerase II. The annotation marks the transcript as partial.
AGACGCAUGGAGAACCCGGUCCCUUGUGAGCGUGAGGUGGAAGGGGACAUGUACGAGUCUGCCGACAGCAGGGGUAAGAAUUGCCACUUUCUGUAUAAGAAUUCCAGUAUGGAGGAGAAGAGAGGGUUUUUUUCUCAGGGUCCUCAGCAGCCCAACACUGUGGGACCUGGACAAGCCAUCCGGCCUCCGAAUGGGCAUGUUCCUAUGUCCUGUGUGCCAAAUCAGUCGAUGACCCGGAUGCACGUCCCUCAAGGGUUGGGCCAGUUCAGCCCCGUGACCAUGCAGAUGUCCCCGUCAGCGGUGGGAGCUCCUCGGUCUGCGUCCGGUAUGACCCACCCUCCUCAGAUGGGCAUGGGUACCGUUCCAGCGAUGGGCAUGUCUCCCUCCAGGUUUCCACAGGCACCAGCAAUGAUGGGAGGCCUGAACCAGACGGCGCUCCCUGGCUCAGACGGGGGUGUGUACGGGAACCAGGCUCUGCAGUCGGGACAGACGGAGGAGAAGGAACCAGAAGUGUCCAGCACCACACCAUCCAGUCAAUCUGCCCAGUCACGCAAGAAAUUCUUCAAAGCGGAGGAGCUCAGACAGGCGCUGAUGCAAACACUAGAAGCUCUGUAUCGUCACCCAGAGUCCUUGCCCUUCCGCCAGCCGGUGGAUCCCACUGCACUCGGCAUCCCGGACUACUUUGACAUUGUAAAGAACCCAAUCGACCUUUCCACCAUCAAGAGGAAGCUGGACACCGGGCAGUACCAGGAGCCCUGGCAGUAUGUUGACGACAUCUGGCUGAUGUUCAAGAACGCCUGGCUCUACAACCGCAAGACAUCUCGAGUGUACAAGCACUGCUCGAAGCUGGCCGAGGUGUUCGAGCGGGUAAUUGACCCCGUCAUGCAGGGUCUGGGAUACUGCUGUGGACGCAAGUAUGAGUUUUCACCUCAGACACUUUGCUGCUAUGGGAAACUGCUCUGUACCAUCUCCAGAGACGCCACAUAUUACAGCUACCACGACAGGUAUCACUUCUGUGAGAAGUGCUUCAACAAGAUUAAAGACACUGUCACCCUGGGAGACGACCCGGCCCAGCCGCAGACGUAUGCAUCUUCUGCUGCCCAGAAGGCUUUGAGUGUGAUAUCAAAGGAGCAGUUUGAGAAGAAGAAAAAUGACAUGUUGGACCCUGAGCCCUUUGUUGAAUGUAAAGACUGUGGUCGGAAGAUGCAUCAAAUCUGCGUACUGCAUUAUGGCGUCAUCUGGCCAUCAGGUUUCACCUGUGACAACUGCCUGAAGAAGUCCGGGAAAACAAGAAAGGAAAACAAGUUUUCUGCUAAAAGCUUGCAGAGCACGAGACUGGGCUCGCACAUCGAGGACCGAGUGAAUAAGUUCUUGAAGAGGAAGAAACACACCGAGGCUGGAGAGGUGUUUGUUCGGGUGGUCGCCAGCUCUGAUAAGACCGUGGAGGUCAAACCUAGGAUGAAAUCCAGUCAGUUAGAUGUGUUUUGGUUGACGGAACUGCAGUUCCAGGAAUAUGGAUCUGAUUGUCCCUUUCCUAACACCAGACGGGUAUACAUUUCAUAUCUGGACAGUGUUCACUUCUUCAAGCCUCGAGAGCUAAGAACUGCAGUUUACCAUGAAAUCCUCAGCGGCUAUUUGGAGUAUGUUAAGAAACUUGGGUAUGUGACUGCUCAUAUCUGGGCCUGUCCACCUAGAGAAGGCGACGACUACAUCUUCCACGCUCACCCUCCUGAUCAGAAGAUUCCCGAGCCUGAAAGACUGCAGGAGUGGUACCGCAAAAUGCUGGACAAAGCCCGUGCAGAAAGCAUCAUCCAUGACUACAAGGACAUAUUUAAGCAGGCCACAGAGGACCGGCUUCCAAGUGCCUGCAGGCUGCCCUAUUUCGAGGGUGAUUUUUGGCCCAAUGCUCUGGAGGAAAGCAUCAAGGAGCUGGAACAAGAGAAGAAGUGGAAGAAGGAGAAUAUAGCCUCCUCUGAGACAACAGAGGGAACCAAAGCUGACAGCAAGAAUGCCAAAAAGAACAAUAGAAAGACCAACAAAAAUAAGAGAGCCGUGAGCCGUGCAAAUAAAAAGAAGCCUGGGAUGCCAAAUGAUGAUCUGUCCCAGAAGCUAUAUGAAAAAAUGAAGAAGCACAAAGAGGUCUUCUUCGUGAUCCACCUGCAUGAUGGUCCAGUGAUCAACACCUUGCCUCCAAUAACGGAUCCUGAUCCCCUGCUGACCUGCGAUCUGAUGGACAGCCGUGAUGCCUUCCUGACACUGGCCCGGGACAAACACUGGGAGUUCAGUUCCCUACGCCGCAGCAAAUGGAGCACUAUGUGCAUGCUGGUGGAGCUACGCAAUCAGCGCCGAUCUGUGUACACUUGCAGCGAAUGCAAGCACCACGUAGAGACACGCUGGCAUUGCACCGUUUGCGAGGACUUUGAUCUGUGCAUUAACUGCUACAACUCCAAGGGCCAUGAGCACCAAAUGGAGAAGUGGGGUUUGGGCCUAGACGACGACAGCAACCAGGGCAGUGAGGCCAACAAGAGCCCACAGGAGAGUCAACGCCUCCGCAUCCAUCGCUACAUCCAGGCACUGCUGCAUGCCUGCCGGUGCCGCAACGCCAACUGCUCUCUGCCAUCUUGUCAGAAGAUGAAGAGAGUGAUGCAGCACAUCCGGGGCUGCGAGCGCAGGAUCAACGGAGGCUGCUCUGUUUGCAAGCAACUCAUCAUGUUGUGCUGGUACCAUGCCAAGCACUGCCAGGAGAACAAUUGCCCCGUGCCCUUCUGCCUCCGUAUCAAGCACAAUAUCCAGCAGCAGAUUCAGCAGCAGGCGCACAUGGCACUCAUGCAGGGCAGAGGAAUGCCGCCCAGUCUGCCCUUCCCAACUACCUCAGGAGGUCCGGGGACACCCAACUCUCAGCAGCUGCAGCUGCAGCAGCCUAAUACACCUCAGACCUGGCAGGCAUUAGCCUACCAGCCCCAGCAGAUGCAUCUGAAUGUGGCUGCAAUGGUGCAACCCUUCCCCAACCAACCACCUACAUUCGGGUCGCAGGGUAAGUCAGGCCCGCAGUCCUUGCCUCUGCCCCAGCAGCAGUCUCCCCUGCCUAUGCCACCUCAACAGCAGCCGCAGCCCUAUCUGCAGCAGCAGCAGGCUUUGAAGGUUGCAAAACAAAUAGAGAUGACCAAAGUUCAGCAGCAGCAGCGAGACAACAGGAUGAACGUGAAUGGCAUGCAGAUGAACCAGCCUCGCAUGAUGAGUCCCAUGCAGAUGAUGGCCCCUCGUGGCCCUCAGAUGGUUCAGAACAUGCAGCCUGGCCAGUGGCCAGCUGGGAUGAAAGGGUCCAUGCAGAAUCCACAGGCACCUCCGAAGCAGCAAGUGCCGCCGCAGCAGAUGGCCAUGGCCCCGCAGCAGUCUCCGGUAGCGCAGAUGCUGCAACAGGCACAAAUGAUGCAGAUGCAGGCCGUCAUGCCUCCCCAGCAGGCACACCCACAGGCCCCGCAGCAGCAAGGCAUGCAGCAAAGAGGGUUGGCCAGCAGCAUUGCUCCAGGAGUGCCGCAGGACCUGCUGCGCUUGUAAAAAUCGCCAAGUUCCCCUCAGCAGCAACAACAGGUCCUCAAUAUCCUCAAAUCGACCCCGCAAAUCACGGCUGCGUUUAAGAAAUGGCACUUUUCCACUGCACGGUACGGCUUGACACCGCUCAGAUCAGCUCAGUUUGCGUCAAGUCAAGUCACCUUUAUUUAUGUAGCGCUUUUACAAUACAGAUUGUGUCAAAGCACUUAACAGUAUCAAAUUGGAGGAUAGAGUGUCAGUAAUGUAUAAUGAUCAGACUAAACACUCAGUUUUCAGUUAAAGGCAUUUCAUUAUUGAAUUCAGAGAUGUCAUUGUCCAGCUCAGUUUAGUUUAAAAGGUAUCUGUGCAAUCAAAUCGGCGAUAAUCGCUAGAAAUGAAGUGCACUGCGUUACCACUGCAGUUUAGUAGCGCUUUAGAGUGCAGCUCCAGCACUCGCCCCUGCACUCCGGCGCGUCCCACCCCAGCCUGACGGGACCAUGCCAGGCUUACCUGUGCACUUUACUUUACCUGUGUCUAUUUAUAUUUACAUGUGUGUUUUUUUUUUAUUUUUAUUCUUCUUAUUUUUGUCAGUGUGUUGUUGUUGCAUACUUGGCAAUGAAGCUCUUUCUUUUUUCAGAUUCUGAUUCUGAUACGUAACACAAUGGCAAGUGGCAAUAUUGGAUACAUAUCUAGUUGUUUCUCCUAUUUUCAUUCUUCCUCAUUCACUUUGAAUGGCUGUGGAACCCCACAAGUGUGACUUUGUGCCUUUUAUUUAAAAAAAAAUAAUUUCUUUUUUUUUUACAAAAUAAAAGCAUUUCCAAGCAAACUUCCUGAUUAAACAUUAAAGCACACUAGUGUG